This is a messenger RNA of Tuber melanosporum (Perigord truffle), 164 nucleotides long. RefSeq lists its product as uncharacterized. The transcript has a single exon. The coding region runs from base 1 to 132 and encodes 43 amino acids. Lineage: Eukaryota; Fungi; Ascomycota; Pezizomycetes; Pezizales; Tuberaceae. The record is from RefSeq and is a predicted model, not a curated record.
AUGACGGUUUGCUUCUUUUUUUCCUCCCUUGUACGCUCGAUGCAUGUUUUUCUAGGACUCGGGUUGUGCUUUUGUGACGGGAAUUCCUGGAGCCUGGUGGGACGGCACGCAGGGGGUUCAUGUGUACCGUAAAAACUCAUUAAAUGAACUAUCGUGGAUCUCAA